AUGGACAAAUCAUUCUUCUUUGAUUUGUGGAAAAAUGCAUUUAAGGAUCUGGAGCUCCAAUCAGAUGCAAAGACAGUCACACAGUGGAUCACUAAUAAUACCGAACUGAGAGGGCCUAUAUGCAUGUAUGUUGAAGAAGCCAGAUAUAGAGAAAGAUCUCAGAGAGAGUUGGAAGAGGAAGGACUGCGAGAUACCCAGAAAGAAGACGAUUUGAUUUUCCGAGGCAUAUCGGAAAGAAUGGCUUCAAGACCCCCACGGUUCAACAGCAAAAUAGAGGAGGCUGCUUGUGGACUGAACAUUAAAUUACUGAAGCAGAAGAUUGAAGAUAUUGAUGCUGGAGAUGUAUACAAGGAAGCAGAGAUUUACAGGCAUGUUCAGCCUCGUUUCGACUGUUCUGCCAUGAUCUACGUUUCGCGAGAGCCCCGGGUGGGGGAGCUUCUCCUGCACAUUGCCAGACAAGUAGGGUGUCCAGAUUUGGGGGAGGAGUGGAGCAAAGAAGGCCCUGAAGGGAAGCUUUGUUCAUAUCUGAGACACAAAAAGUAUGUCAUUCUCCUUGAUGACAUCUGGGAUGUUGAAACAUGGGAUGCACUGAGACUAGGACUCCCAAGUGACCCCAAAAGUGGCACUAGAAUCAUCAUUACCUCCCGGGACACAGCUGUGGGGAGAUACAUUGGAGGUGAAUCUUCAAUUCAUGAAAUGCAUCCUUUAGGUUCAGAUCAAAGCUGGAAACUUUUCUGCAACCAAGUAAUGAUGCCAGAACACAGCGCGGAAACUGCAUAUCCAAAGGAGCAGAUAGUGGAAAGCUGCGGAGGUGUGCCACUAUCCAUUGUAGUUAUAGCGGGUGUGCUGCGCGAGAGAGGGACAAUCAUCACAAACCAAGUCCUUGAGGACAUAAGACAUGAAGAUCAGCAUUAUGGACAAGACAGAUGUACUAGGUUUGUGUCUCUGAGUUAUGACAAUUUGCCCAUUCCACUCAAAGACUGUUUCCUGUACUUGGGGCUUUUCCCAAACUCCCAAAGGGGCAAGAAAUAUUAG
Messenger RNA from Ipomoea nil (Japanese morning glory), 1035 nucleotides. RefSeq names its product disease resistance protein RPP13-like. The transcript is spliced from 5 exons. Gene Ontology annotation, biological process: defense response to other organism. The record is from RefSeq and is a predicted model, not a curated record. Lineage: Eukaryota; Viridiplantae; Streptophyta; Magnoliopsida; Solanales; Convolvulaceae. The coding region runs from base 1 to 1035 and encodes 344 amino acids. Gene Ontology annotation, molecular function: ADP binding.